This is a messenger RNA of Folsomia candida, 3443 nucleotides long. RefSeq lists its product as uncharacterized. Gene Ontology annotation, molecular function: protein binding. The record is from RefSeq and is a predicted model, not a curated record. NCBI's taxonomy places the organism in Eukaryota, Metazoa, Arthropoda, Collembola, Entomobryomorpha, Isotomidae. Bases 527 to 2452 code for a protein of 641 amino acids. The transcript is spliced from 5 exons.
AAUGGGGAAAUUGAGAAAUUGAGAAAGAAAGUUGUCCCAGGUUUUGAUUUGCUUUCACUUUGGUUCGAUUUGAGACGACGUGGUGAAAGUUAUAAUUUUAAAGCCUGAUUAAUUAUAGUUAAAUUCAUGUAAUAAUGAGCACUUCAUUCGUUAAAAUAUAAUGGACCCUUAAUAAGGGUUUCUUGUGCAUGUAAUUUGGCUGGAUUGGUGGAUAUUCCAGGAAAAGAUGAGUGAAAGCGUGGAGAAAGUCUCAUCACGUGGAAGCUCAACUAGCGCGGAAAUCAUAACGGAUCACAACUUUAUUCCAGUUUGGGUUCAUCUGACUUUCUUUGUUUUGUUUUUAAUAUAAAUAUUCUUCCAAAUAUAAAUAAAAGUUUAAUUUAUAACUGUUUUUCACAUAAUUUUGGAAAACAAUAUGCGUUUUAAGCUGACAAUGAGAUAAGUUGUUUUUCUACGGAUAUGAGGAAACGGGUUCACCCACUUUGCAUGAGGCUGAACAGACGAAAUAAGUUUUGAAAUCGAAAUAAUGGCAGAAGAUGAUUUACCAGCUUGUGAAGAAGUCAAUGCGUUUCUUCCAACGGCUGCUCCUCUUGUCGACGAUUCAAUAUUACCUCCUUGUGAGCUCGUCGAAAACAAUAAGAAAUAUCAACAAGAGAUGUACCAUGAUCUUAUUGGUAGAGGAUUAGAUCCACUCAGCAUUCCUUCGAUUGCUAGACACAUCCUUUCAUACCUGCCCUACCAAGAAUUGGCCGUUUGUCGUCAAGUUUGUCACCUUUGGACAGAAGAGGCGACAAAGUUGUUUGAAACCCGGGCAAAAAUUUCUAUCCAUCCCUUCAUCAAUCUCCACGCAUUUAUCGACCUGGUAAAAGACCAUUCCGGACCUUGGAGAGAUCGGAUGAGCAUCGGAUCCCUGCGAACAUUCAAUAUCAAACUACAAACAAAUCUCGAUGGGGGAAAACAUAUUGACAAGCUUUUUAAAAUAUUAGGAGAUAAAAUUGCAAGGACAGAAAUCAGCACGGAAAUCGGGAGUGAGUCAACGAUUUGGAAGAUCCUUCAGAAAUAUGCGAAUCAACUACACUCCAUCAUUCUCACCGACGCCUUAAGCUGCAAUCCCACACGACUCGCCAUGUCUGCCCUUGUGCACAAAGAAUUUUUCAACAGCGGCGAAAUUGUGUUGCCCUCCGUGAAAGAACUUCGCCUCGACCAGACCUUGGAUGACGGCGUCCCCAUAAUUCCCGACCUACACAAUCCCCUCGACCUUCUCAUACCCCUCACACCAUCCAGCGCGGUUCAAAACUUGGCAAUUUUACUGCUAAAAUUGUUCCCUAAUUUGGAAGUUUUACAGCUCAAUAACCGCUUCGACGACUCGAGCUUAUUCGUCACCUUACUCGGAGAAAUAUCCGCUCAUCCAGAUUUCAACAAUCCGUGCAAAUUCCUAAAAAUUAUCGACUUCCCAUUAAAUCUUAAUGAAGCGGAGGUGAUUUUAAUUCACGAAAAGUUUAACUGGCCACUGGAAAGGUUACAGCUCUCGCUCCGACCCGGUCUCCGGUUUCCAGCCUUGUACGCAUGGCUGUCUUCCUUAGGGUCAACCUUGACCAGGUUGGACUUGGAUUUCGUCCUUAUUCCAGCCACUCCGGAAACAUUCCCUUGUGGAUACGACCUCGUUAAGAUGGAGACCUUAACCUUGAAGAAUUACUACGGACCGUUGGACUUCCUCCCCUUCAUGGACAAGCUGGAAUCUCUCACCCUGACCAACGUCAAUCUCUCCGUCGCCUUUCGAGACGAGCCAGAAAAGAGUUGCUGUGACCAGAUGAGAUCACUUCAAAUCAUGUCAGGUCACAGUAACGCGGGGAGAAUGAGUUUUGCUCAUAUUUACAAAAACAUUGCCAAAUUUUUCCCACACUUGCGAAAGUUCCGUGGCGACUACUUGUCGGACUCUAACUUGAGGAUAUUGAUACGUGAGUGUCCCCUCAUCGAGGAGCUGCUUCUGGCCGAUUCGGUCAUCACGGAUGAAGGAAUCACAGGAAUUCCGUUCGCAAAAUGUCACGAACUUCAGAUGAUGCUGGAUCAUCAAGUGGAUGCUGAUUUAGUGGAGGGCGCAAGUGACAUAGUGAAGCAGGAUUCGAUUGGAGACUUGAAAUAUUUGAAGAAACUUCACAUAAAUUCACCAAGGAUCUCAAACGUGUCGAUAUUCCAUGGUCUCAUUAAUUGUAGAAAUCUUUACGAGUUGUGCAUGUCUUCACCACUGAUAACAUCUCCAGUCAUCCUAUAUUUUGUGAAGAAAGUGAACUUGAAAUAUUUCCGACUCUUCCUCACCCGUUCGUACAGGAUCACACGGAACGAUAUCUUAUCCCUCCUCGAAAAAGAUGCGUCUUCUUCCCCUCUCUCCAAAAAUACUACUUUGAUACUCGACGGGAAAUGCAAUGCAUGCGGUGUAUCGGAAACUGACUGAUGAAAACAAUUUCAUUUCUCCAUUUGACUGAAAAAGUACAUAGUUGACUUGAAAAAAAUUACAUAAAUCAGUAAACUCCAACCCUGGAUAAAAAUUACAUCUCAAUUCAAUCCUUGUUUUUCCUGCUUAUAUAUAAAAACCCACAGGGCAGCCUUGUUUAGCCCGAGUCAGGUUGCUAUUUAUAAUUCAGGCCACUACAGAUUUUUUAUAUUUUUUCCCCCACAUUUUGCUCAUCUUCGAACUUGAUUCGAUUCCUAAUUUUACAUACUUGUGUCCAAAAUUUCAAGUCGAUUGGAAAACUUUUACAAGCGUAACCGAUAGACAGACAGACAACCAUGACACAUAAGCCCUGACUCGGGCUAAAAAUCGUUCGUGCUGAACGAUUUCAUCUUCAUUUUAAUGUUUUCAUAAAUCUUGACAUAAUAGUUGGUCCAGUUUGUACUCUCGUGAGUGCAAUGGAGCCAGUAACUUUUUGUAAAGUAAAAUGUAUCGGAAACGUAUAAAACGGGCAACAUUUACUCUCGAGCGAUGGAUGCUAUAAUAAUAUUCCACCUCAUUUCGCCCUCCUAAUGUUUUUCCUCCGAUACCAAAAUGAGUUGAGUUUAAUAACGAAUCGGCAUCCAGGCAGGAGAGUAAAGAAAGAAAAAAAAACACUUUGCACAAAUCCAUUACAGUUAUGUGAUGCGAUAUAUGGGGUGGUAAUAGCGCAUAAUGGGUACGGUUAUUACGUAAAUGCUGCUCGUGGGUGGUGAAAUCUGAUCAUAUUCGAAGAAAGGCAGAGAAAUUGUGGGGGAGAAAAAUGGGUCAAUUUAUUUCUGGGAAACAAGAAUAUAUUUUGCUUUAAAUAUUAUGAAACAAUUAUUGAUCAAGAAAACGCAUGUUAUUUUUAAAUUUGUAGCAUAAAAACCUAUUCCACGAGUUCCGCUUCGACUGGACGCAAAAUAUGUAUAUGUAAAAAAAUAAAAACCGGUUAUUUAUUGUAUCAAAAAAA